Messenger RNA from Cladophialophora yegresii CBS 114405, 375 nucleotides. RefSeq names its product prefoldin beta subunit. The record is from RefSeq and is a predicted model, not a curated record. Gene Ontology annotation, cellular component: cytoplasm; prefoldin complex. NCBI's taxonomy places the organism in Eukaryota, Fungi, Ascomycota, Eurotiomycetes, Chaetothyriales, Herpotrichiellaceae. The coding region runs from base 1 to 375 and encodes 124 amino acids. Gene Ontology annotation, biological process: chaperone-mediated protein complex assembly; protein folding. Gene Ontology annotation, molecular function: protein-folding chaperone binding. The transcript is spliced from 2 exons.
AUGGAGGAAGACAGAGAGAAACUGCAGGUGCUUUCCGAAGCCCUACAGAAGAUACAAGAUGAUCUUCAGUCUGCGGUCGAAGCACGCCAGAAGCUAGAAGCCCAACAACAGGAGAACAAAGCCGUGCAGAAUGAAUUCACUUCGCUUGCCGCAGAUGCCGGCAUCUACAGGCUGGUCGGCCCAGUGCUACUGAAGCAAGAUAAGACUGAGGCGGUCAGCACCGUCGAUGGACGAUUGGAGUUUAUCGGCAAGGAGAUCAUCAGAACUGAGAACAGGAUCAAAGAGCUGCAGGAAGGAAGCGAGAAGAAGAGGGUGGAGCUGAUGCAGUUACAACAAAGGCUCCAGAUGGCCGCGCAAGAGCAGGGAGCUGGCUGA